UAUCGGAGCACAAUGAAAGCCUGUGUAUCGCCGUGACUCCGGGCUGCGGAGCCAGUGUCAGCCCAGCGGCGAACAACAGACGGGAAAGAGAAAGGAAAAGACCAGCUACUUUCUUUUCCAUCUCUAAAGCGGAACAAUCCAAGAGAUAGAACCACAUUGCUUAUUGCGAGUCCAGACCCUCAGAUCCACUGGCCGGGGAUGGAAUGUACAAAAGUGGACAGAAAAGUGGCUGGACAUGACUCGGUGCAAUUUGCUGGAAGUUUGUAAGUUUGACCAUCGUUUGUAAAUUACUCUCGGAGGAGUUUGUCUCUCUUGAUAACUGUAUUAGGAUCGAGCCGGGGGUGAAGACUAGGAACGUAAGCGGGAAAGAAAAAAAUGUGUUGAAGGAUCUCUCUCAGUGGCUAGUGACUUCAGACUGCUUUCAUUUAAGGCUGGGAAACCUUAGAGGGAAUGAGGAUUUUACUGGUGAUUGGAUUAGCCGAAGAAAAAAGCAUGGUCCAAAAGUCCAGUUACUGGUAUUAACAAUUGAAAAGCUGCCUCCCGUUCUUUGGGGAGAGGAUCACAUCCUGCAGUCCCCCAAAGGGGAGAAAACACCGGAGCAAAGGGAAAGGGAGGAAAAAAUUAAAAGCCAAAGGACAGUAUCUCUUGAUUUUUGUACGUUUUGAACAUUGACUUCAAAAAGCUUCUGAAACAGCACUUUUUUUUUUUUAUUUUUAACCUGAGGAAAAGUAAAGGCCGUGGGUUACAGAGACCAUGGUAGAAAUGGGUUUCUCUGCAGAAACAUCCCCAUAAAGAAUCUUCCAAAACAACUAGGUGAGGGGGAGUCCAGCUCUGUAUUAAUACCUCUCACAAUUCCCUUUGCUGUCUGUUCCUGUCUCUCACUUGACAAUCCCUGAAUUCUUGCUCUUACCCCCAGAUCGAUCGUGUGUUUACAAAGUACCUAGUGGCUCUUGUCAGCUUGGUGGGGGGAGAAAAACCCCACUAACUGUCCAACUUCUCCAGAGCUGUCAAAUGCAAUUAGAGUUAAGUUGAUCAGGGUUUGUUUCCAACUUACGCUCUGCGAUUGGCUUCUAUUCUUUCUCCUCACCCUCUUUUACUCCCUCCCCUCCCCCAUACCUUCUCCACUACUCCCCCCAACCUCUGAAGACCUCUAUUCAUGUGGCCCUGAACACUGAGCGCACAUUGUCAACAGCAGAUUUGCCUGCACUAACCAGCCAUAGCCUCCUUCCACCUCACCAUCCCAGAGGCAGCAAUCAUUGUGUCCAGUAAGAUGGGGGACACAGCGCCCCCGCAGGCCCCCACAGGAGGGUUAGGGGGGGCCCCUGGGGCGGGGCUCCUUGGAGGGGGCUCGGUCACCCCGAGAGUGCACAGUGCCAUCGUGGAGCGCCUUCGGGCACGGAUCGCCGUCUGCCGCCAGCACCACCUGAGCUGUGAAGGACGCUACGAACGGGGUAGGGCCGAGAGCUCAGACCGGGAAAGAGAGAGCACCUUGCAGCUCCUGAGCCUCGUACAGCACGGCCAGGGGGCGAGGAAGGCUGGCAAACACACCAAGGCCACUGCCACUGCUGCCACCACUACAGCCCCUCCCCCGCCACCUGCUGCCCCUCCUACAGCCUCCCAAGCGGCCGCGACAGCGGCCCCACCGCCCCCACCAGACUAUCACCAUCACCACCAGCAGCACCUGCUGAGCAGUAGCAAUAAUGGUGGCAGUGGUGGGAUCGACGGGGAGCAGCAGCCACCGGCUUCAACCCCGGCGGACCAGAGGAACUCGGCCCUGAUUGCGCUCCAGGGUUCCUUGAAAAGAAAACAGAUAGUUAACCUGUCCCCUGCCAACAGCAAGAGGCCUAAUGGCUUUGUCGACAACUCAUUCCUUGAUAUCAAAAGAAUCCGUGUUGGGGAAAACCUCACUGCAGGACAAGGGGGCCUCCAAGUAAAUAAUGGACAAAGUCAUAUGAUGUCAGGGACCUUGCCCAUGAGCCAAGCACCCCUGAGAAAGACUGCCACGCUGCCAGCCCACACACAUUCUCCUGGAAAUGGUAUGUUCAACAUGGGCUUAAAGGAAGUGAAGAAGGAACCGGGAGAGACUCUCUCUUGCAGCAAGCACGUGGACGGUCAAGUGACCCAGGAGAAUAUUUUUUCUAACAGGUACGGAGAUGACCCCGGAGAGCAGCUGAUGGAUCCCGAGCUGCAGGAACUGUUCAAUGAACUGACCAAUAUAUCUGUGCCUCCCAUGAGUGACCUUGAGCUUGAGAACAUGAUCAACGCCACCAUAAAGCAGGACGACCCGUUUAACAUCGACUUGGGUCAGCAAAGCCAGAGGAGCACUCCCCGGCCGUCCUUGCCCAUGGAGAAGACGGUGAUCAAAAGUGAAUACUCACCCGGCCUGACCCAGGGCCCCUCGGGCUCUCCUCAGCUGAGGCCCUCAUCCGCCGGCCCUGCGUUCUCCAUGGCCACCUCGGCCCUCUCCGCUUCCUCCCCGAUCCCUUCGGUCCCUCAGAGCCAGGCUCAGCCCCAGACGGCCUCAGGAGCAAGCCGGGCCCUGCCGAGCUGGCAGGAAGUAUCCCACGCCCAGCAGCUCAAACAGAUCGCCGCUAAUCGUCAGCAGCACGUCCGGAUGCAGCAGCACCAGCCAACCAGCUGGCCAGGCUUGCCCUCUUCGGCGGGGCCCUCCCCAGGUCCAUUUGGGCAGGAGAAAAUCCCCAGCCCCUCUUUUGGCCAGCAGCCAUUCAGCCCCCAGAGCUCCCCCAUGCCGGGGGUCGUGGGCGGUGGCAGCCAGUCGAAGGUCAUGGCGAACUACAUGUACAAGGCCAGCCCCUCGGCCCAGGGAGGGCCUCUGGACGUGCUCCUGCAGCAGAAGCCUCAGGAUCUUAGUCGGAGUUUCAUGAACAACCCACACACAGCCAUGGAGCCCCGACAUGGCAGCACCAAGCCUUUGUUUCAUUUUAACUCAGAUCAAGCCAACCAGCAGAUGCCUUCCGUUUUGCCUCCCCAGAGCAAGCCUCCUCUCCUGCAUUAUACCCAGCCGCAGCCACAGCCGCAGCAGAGCGCGAUUUCAGCUCAGCCGCAACAGCAGCCGCAGCCGCAGCCGCAGCCGCAGGCACAGCCGCAGCCGCAGCCGCAGCAGCAGCAGCCGCAGCAGCAGCCAGCAGCUCAGCCCACCCAACCCCUCUCGAGCCAGCCUUUGCUGAGGUCGCCAUUACCACUUCAGCAAAAGAUCCUGCUGCAGAAGAUGCAGAGUCAGCCCAUCACAGGACUGGGGUACCAAGUCUCCCCACAACACAGACAGGAUCAACACUCUGUGGUAGGCCAGAACACAGGCCCCAGUCCAAGUCCCAACCCCUGCUCAAAUCCAAACACUGGAAGUGGUUACAUGAACUCCCAGCAAUCACUGUUGAAUCAGCAAUUGAUGGGAAAGAAACAGACUCUACAGAGGCAGAUCAUGGAGCAGAAACAGCAGCUUCUCCUCCAGCAGCAGAUGCUUGUUGACACGGAGAAAAUUGCUCCACAAGAUCAGAUAAACAGACAUUUGACAAGGCCACCCCCAGAUUAUAAAGACCAAAGAAGAAAUGUGGGCAACAUGCAGCCAACAGCUCAGUAUUCUGGUGGUUCAUCAACAGUGAGUUUAAACUCUAACCAGGCUUUGGCAAACCCAGUUUCAACACACACCAUUUUAACUCCAAAUUCCAGCCUCAUGUCUACUUCUCAUGGGACAAGAAUGCCAUCCUUAUCCACAGCAGUUCAGAACAUAGGGAUGUAUGGGAAUCUGCCUUGCAAUCAACCUGGAACAUACAGCGUCACUUCAGGAAUGAAUCAGUUGACCCAACACAGAAACCCAAACCAAUUGAUAGCAAAUCAAAACAACCCUCUGAUGCCCCGGCCACCCACUUUAGGGCCCAGUAAUAAUAAUAAUAAUGUGGCCACUUUUGGAGCUGGAUCUGUUGGCAAUUCUCAACAAUUAAGACCAAACUUAACCCAUAGUAUGACGAGCAUGCCAGCACAGAGAACGUCGAAUGUAAUGAUCACAUCCAACACAACGGCACCAAACUGGGCCUCUCAAGAAGCAACAACCAAACAGCAGGAAGCGCUGAAAUCUACAGGAGUCCGCUUCCCCCCAGGCACACCUACAGCCUAUACUCCAAACCAGUCACUGCAACAGGCGGUAGGUAGCCAGCAAUUUUCCCAGAGAGCAGUGGCUCCCCCUAAUCAGUUAACACCAGCAGUGCAAAUUAGACCCAUGAACCAAAUGAGCCAGACGUUAAAUGGACAAAACAUGGGUCCACUCAGAAGUCUGAAUCUCAGACCCAAUCAGCUAAGCACACAGAUUUUGCCUAAUUUGAGCCAGUCAGGAACAGGGUUGAGUCAGUCGAGGACAAGCAUAAGCCAGCCAUCAUCCCUGACAGCCGGCAGUUUUCCUUCACCCAACCAAAGUUCCAGGGCUUUUCAAGGAACCGACCAUGGUAAUGACUUAGCUUUUGACUUUCUCAACCAACAAACUGAUAACAUGGGCCCUGCCCUAAACAGUGAUGCUGAUUUCAUUGAUUCUUUAUUGAAGACAGAGCCUGGUAAUGAUGACUGGAUGAAAGACAUCAACCUUGAUGAAAUCUUGGGGAACAACUCCUAAAGAAGAAAAGGGAGACAAUUCACAAACUCCAAGCACUAAAAGGCAGUAUUUUACAAGGACUCUGUAAAGGCCAAACUGUUGACUUUUAGUUGGACUCUAUGAAGAUACCUUGGCUUAAAAAUGGAAAGCAGAAAGUAACUGUAGCGGUGAACAUUUUGGUCCAAAUGCUUGUUUUAAAUCUCAAACCUGGAAGUAAAACAUUGGGAUCACUUUUUCCCUGUCUACACCCCAGGACACAGUAUCCAGUUUAUCCAAACAGAACUGUGAUGUUGAUGUGUAAUUAGUUGUGUAAAAUAGGCUUCCCAAGCUCCUUUUCUCCCUGAAAGAAAAGUAAUAGAACUUCUGGCUUGUUUAAACCCCACGUCAUGCGGAGGUACUAGUUCCAAGCAACAAGCAACAAAUUCCUUAAUUUUCUCUAACAGAUAUGAAGUGUGGUUUAAUCCCUCCACUUUGUCUUUUCAUUUAGGUUUCCUAAAACUUCCAGGGUAGAUUGAAAUGUUACAGAUUUGUUUGGAGUAACCAAACAGUGUCCUAAGUAAACGAAAACUGGAGAACAUAGAGAACACCCAGUGGACUAUAGAAUUUCUUCCCCAGAUUCACCCCCUCACUUUUUCAGUUUUCCCACAUAUCCUAUACUUCAAGAUGCUGUGUCUAGUGAUGAAACAAGAACGCAGAGAUGGCCAACUUUUUUCCACAACCAAUUUCCAAAUCCAGUUUCUGAAUCUUAGAUUCAGUCGCGACCUAUCCUAAUCAUACUGAAAUGUUAGUGCACAUGUGUCUGCAUCAGAUUUCACUACUUAAAAGGGAAAACACCACAUUGGGCAUUGCUAUAAAGGAGAUGUAUUUGACCACAAAUAACUUGGGGUGUUGCUUACUGUGAUGAUGACUGCUGGUUAGUCCCCAAGCUGAGUGAAAUUGAGCCUGGCCCUCUCUGCUUAUUUUGAUGACCAGAGACUGAUUUGUAAGAAAAGGAAGUUUGGAGACCAAAGCUGACAGUAGAAGGUACCAUGUUUUGGUUGAAGAUAAGAAGCAAAAGGUCAGGACCAGGGAUGGUGGGUACGGGUGUGUACAAAUCUAUUUCAUAGGGUUUGAAGGAAAGCAUAAUUGAGACAAAAAAUAAUCUGGCCUUAUUUGGACACAUUAUUUGGGUGAACAGCUAAAUAGAAUGUGAUCUAUUAAUAGCAGUCUACUCAUUCUUCUGUCCCUGAUGGGAUGAAUCAUUGCCACAUGCUAGAUGGGCCCUUCAUAUCCAGGUUUUCUCCCUCAGGGCUGAGCACUGUAUCAAAGAAAGAGUUCCUAUUGAGUUGUGUAACAGAUCAGCUGCAAAAUGGCAAAGAUGUGUGCUGAUUUGGGAUGUAUGCAAAAUAUCUCUAUCAUUUUCCUCAUUACAGAGGAACACAGGUUACCUUCAGCUAUUUUAGUUAUACACUCUCGUAUUCAAUUAUCAAGUGAUAUUUAACUGAAAUCAUUUAAUAACUCUUUAAAUACCUUUCUAAAAAGAACACAUUUUGAAAGUUCUGCAAAGCCCUCUUGCAAUCUUUAAAAUGUCUAGAAGCACUCUCUUUUACACAAUACCAACAUCACUGGCCCGGAAUCUUUUCUGUGCUAGGCUGUAAAUAUAAAUAAAUUACUUGUUUUGUAAACUUUUGUAAAGAAUAUUUUGGUAGAAAUACUUAAAGCAUAUUCUUUGGGUUAUAUUUAUACAUAUGUGAAAUAAAUAUACUAUCAAAAGGUUAUAUUUUAUACAAAAAGUAAAUUGUUACCUUUUGUAUGCUAAUAUACAAAGUUUUGUAUCAUAUGAUGGUUUAUUUUUAGCUCUUACACUUCAACCCUAGGUGGUCAAGUGGGAACUUUUGAAAACUAUCAAGAGGCUUGUUAGACAAAUUUAUAUUCUGAAACCUCAAUAAGAAAGCAUUCCAGGUUUCAACUUUCCUUUUUUUUUUUUUCCUGCUCCCAAAUUCUUUUUUAAACCCAUAGUUGUGUCUUGUUUGAUUAUUCUGCUGUGCACAUUGUAUUGGUCCUUGUUGCAUGUGGUCUACUGUGUGUUUUCCCAUUUUAGAAAACAGUGUUUCUCCAUGCAAAAAAGUAAGGAAAAAGUUAUGUACAUAUAAACACUUUUAUUUUAUGGCUCCUCCAUGUUACUGUAUAUAUCUGCCAGCACAUCCCAGUUACACUCCUGUGAUUCAGCUUAUUUUUACCCUAACAUAAAUAGUAUGUUUUGUAGUAGCUAUCAAAUUUAAGAGAGAGAGCAAUCAAAAUGUUUGGAUUUUCUUCUAUCUUAAUGUGAAUUUCAUAAUUAAUGUCUAUUUAUUCAGCUAUUCAUUAAAAUACAGGAUUCUUUGGAAAAAAUGGUGUAGUCUAUAGUUUCUGUUUGUUGGCAGCCUAUUACCAAAGAUGAUGUAAUUUUCCUGAAAGCUGAGAUAAUGACGAUUUGAUAGACAUAUGCAACCAAAACUUAAGGAUUUACAACUUAAAAGCUAUGGAAUACAAUUUCCCUUUUACAGAAAUACCAGACUACUUAACUGUUGGCAUUGUUUAUCAUUCUGACACAUUAUACACGAGAUAGAAGUAAUUUUCUUUUUUUUUUUUAAAUUCAAAGACUAGAAAGUCAUUUAAGCAAAUAAUUCAUUCUUGGCUUUGUGUUAAGCCCAAUGAAGACAAAUAACUCUGCUCUAAGUGAAUGCACUAAUAUUACUUGCGUUACUGUAACUGUACCCAUAACUGUAAAGAUUUCAACUUGUAAGACAAGUAUUUUGUAUCGCGUGUAAUUUCAUGUGUUAAAAAAAUAGUUUAAAAAAUUCAGAAGUGGUUCUCUUGUAUGAAAUCAUGCUUUCAGUCACCAACAAUGUUGUUGCUCUAUCACAGAAAGUUCUGAUGGGCAAAUUUAUUCUCUGGGAAGCUUCUAAUACUAGUGAAAUGCUGAUGUGACCCAUUUCAAUAUUCUUUACUUCGCUUAGAAAGUUUGUAUUAAGAUCCCAUAUGCACAGCAACUACUAAAUACUGGAGAAACACAGCCUAAUUCUCAGGCACGGCGGACCUUUGCCUGGCCUGCUGUGUGGCAUUUGGGCAGACCAGGCUGA
Molecule: messenger RNA, 7701 nt
Organism: Globicephala melas (long-finned pilot whale)
Lineage: Eukaryota; Metazoa; Chordata; Mammalia; Artiodactyla; Delphinidae
Gene: MAML2
Product: mastermind like transcriptional coactivator 2
Biological process (GO): Notch signaling pathway; positive regulation of transcription of Notch receptor target
Cellular component (GO): nucleoplasm; nuclear speck
Molecular function (GO): transcription coactivator activity
Source: RefSeq, a predicted model, not a curated record